UCGAUUUCUACUUCCUAUCAUCUGACUUGUUGUGAAGAACUGGACUGACGCGAAGUUGGUGUGCGCGAUAAAAAAAGAUUCAUAUUAUUGUCUACAAUCGCCAAUACUUCGAUUAUGAAGGGGAUGUCGCAUAUUCUGCUGAGUCAGACCUGCUGAAAACACCACACAGUCUACAAAAUGGAUUUCCAGAAGCUGCUAUUAGAGGCAGGGAAGGCCCUGUCUAAGGGCGAAGUAAAGGCUUUGGCAUUUCUUUGCACUGACCUCCUGGUACGAAACCCGACUUCAGUGGAUUCGGCCAGUGACCUCUUCUCUCGUCUGGCGGAUCAAGACUACCUCUCUGCUGAGAGACCACACCUGCUGAUCGAGCUUCUCCUCAUCAUCCAACGCAGGCGUCUGCUCCGUGAGCUGGGGUUCCCUGACCAAGUAUCUACAACAAUCAUCUCUCCUUACAGGAAGCUGCUCUACAACCUGUCUGAGGAGCUGACUGAUGAUGACUUGAAAGAUAUGAAGUUCUUGUUAAACAAACAGCUCCCACGUAAAAAACUGGAGGAAAAUGUUACGACACUAGAGGUUUUCCUGGAGAUGGAGCACAUGGACCUCAUCAGCGACACUGAUCUAGACUUACUGAGGACCCUAAUUCAGCAAGUUUGUCCGAUGUUGAUAGAAAAGAUCAACCGGUUUAAAGCACAACAGGGACUUCGCAGCAACCCUAUAGCUCAAGAAACAGGCCGACCAAGAUCUGUGACUUACCCUAGUGUACUAGAGCAGGUCCCUAAAUCUCGUGACAGGACUUUCUCAAAUGAAAUACCAGGAUUUCAGCCGUUGCCCUUGUCCAGCAUCAAUUCUUCCAACAUCUCUAUGGAUUUUGCAAGAGAGUUGAGAGGUAGAGUUGAAAGCGAGGCCAUGUCAUUUGGGAUGAGUGGUUUAAGCACUGAAACAAGCAGCUCUGCCUCCUCGAAAGGACACCAAGAGAUGUUUUCUCAAGAAAACGAGACCUCCUCUGUAAAAGUGCUGUCUCAGACUGCCAACACAAACACUGAGGAUUUGGGAACAUAUCCAAUGACUUCAGCAAAGAGAGGUAUCUGCUUGAUAGUAAACAACUACGACUUCUCUGGAGCUAAAAAUCUCCAAAAGCGGGAGGGGACCAACAUUGAUGAAGAGUGUCUGCAAAAAGUGUUUAGGUGGCUUGGCUUUGAGAUACAGAUACAGAAGGACUGUCCGGGCGAGGAGAUGCUGUCCGUGAUGAAGGAGGUCGGCCGCAGAAACCACGGUCAGAUGGACUGUCUGGUUUGUUGCUUUCUCAGCCACGGCCAGGAGGGUGGUGUGUACGGCGUGGACGGCAACCUCGUCGAAAUUAGGAAGCUGAUGGAUGCUGUCAAUGGAGUGAAUUGCUCCUCUUUGGCAGAAAAACCGAAGCUGUUUUUCAUCCAGGCCUGUCAGGGAAACAACGAGCAGAAGGCCGUCUACAUCGAGUCCGAUGGCCCUGCACGCACUCAUGUCUGUUGUGAUGCAAUUGAAACUAGAGAGUCCAUCCCAUCUGAUGCAGAUUUCCUGCUGGGAAUGGCCACCGUUCCUGCUUUUGUCUCUUUCAGAGAGAGGAAAAAUGGCACCUGGUUUAUUCAGUCAUUGUGCCAAAACCUUGUCCAGAUGGUGCCCAGGGGUUGUGAUCUUGUGUCUAUCCUGACAAAGGUGAAUGCAGAUGUUAGUCGGAAGACUGAUUCCACUGGAAUGAAAAAGCAGAUGCCUCAACCAGCCUUCACACUCACGAAGAAAGUGGUCUUUCCGGACCCCAGUCACCCUCCUCCCAACCUGUGACACAGACCGCAAUAAUAUGCACAAAUCAGAUGAUCCCUGAGACACAAGCGUUUUGUUUCACAUUCGCUGUUUACAAUGUUAAAUCUGCUGUGUAACAACACCAGAGCCAGCUCCAUUCGCUGAUGAAGACCGUAGAGACCCUCAACGCUAACAGCUCUGGUGGUCAGCAGUUCAGACUGGUUGUGCUGGGCCGCUUCAGAGUGUGAAUGUCAUCAGGGUGUUCUUAAAAAAAUGAGCAUUACUCUCAGUGAACUCCCCCGAAUACAUAAAACAAAUUAAAUCUUUGAAGCGGCUCAAGCACAGAAUUUUUUUUUAAUCAAUGAAACAAUAUUUUUUUAUACACAGUUAUUGUGAAAAUAUUUUCUAAUUUAGAUGCCUGUUCUUCAACCUUUAUUACAUCUGUAAGUCUUCAGUGCAAUGGUUUUAAGUGACUGACCAUAAUGCCACAAAUAUUUAAGCAAAAACACAAUUGUGGAUUAAUUGAGUAGCCAUCAAUAGAAGAUGAAUUUGUUUUCAGCCUCUGAAUUGUGCUGCUCUCACUGUGACUUCAAUAGAAAACAUUUUAUAUAUGUCGAUGGGUGUUACCAUCGGGUCACCCCCCGGGUUGAGUCCUUGCUGCAGCAGCCAUAGGCUUGAAUCUAUCUUAAGCUGUCCUCUCAAUAAAUGUAUAUAAAAAAAAUAAAAAUGAACAAACCACUGAA
Molecule: messenger RNA, 2516 nt
Organism: Dicentrarchus labrax (European seabass)
Lineage: Eukaryota; Metazoa; Chordata; Actinopteri; Moronidae
Gene: casp10
Product: caspase 10, apoptosis-related cysteine peptidase
Exons: 13
Coding region: 178-1815 (545 amino acids)
Biological process (GO): negative regulation of extrinsic apoptotic signaling pathway via death domain receptors; proteolysis
Molecular function (GO): protein binding; cysteine-type endopeptidase activity
Source: RefSeq, a predicted model, not a curated record